Molecule: messenger RNA, 411 nt
Organism: Colletotrichum spaethianum
Lineage: Eukaryota; Fungi; Ascomycota; Sordariomycetes; Glomerellales; Glomerellaceae
Exons: 1
Coding region: 1-411 (136 amino acids)
Source: RefSeq, a predicted model, not a curated record
AUGUCCCUCAACUUAACAUCUCCUUUCUCCCCGCUGCCGAGUUACGCUCUUGGCACGGGCUUGACUUUCAUCGGCCUUCUCGGGUUCGUCCGCCCAUUCGCCAUCUACGACGCCUUUGGCAUCGCUCGACCACUCUCCGCCGAGCCUGAGGCUUUUAGCUACGCGAAGUCCGCCCGUGACUUGGCAACGGGUGCUUUGUUUAUCCUCCUAGAGACAUACCAAGAGGGGAGCGGGAACGAGGACGCCGUCACUGCGUUGUUUGCGGUGACAGCGUGUGUGGGUAUCGCGGACUGGUUGAUCGUCAAGAAAAUGGGUGGAGAAGGGGGACGAGGGGACAGGAAGAAAGGAUUAGUGCAUUUAGGGAGCGGAGUUGUGUUGGGUGCUUUUGCUGUUUGGAGGUUUAUGUACUAG